Molecule: messenger RNA, 429 nt
Organism: Quercus lobata
Lineage: Eukaryota; Viridiplantae; Streptophyta; Magnoliopsida; Fagales; Fagaceae
Product: putative two-component response regulator ARR20
Exons: 2
Coding region: 1-429 (142 amino acids)
Biological process (GO): cytokinin-activated signaling pathway; phosphorelay signal transduction system
Source: RefSeq, a predicted model, not a curated record
AUGGAGGGAAGCGAAUUUGAUAUUAUUAUAAUUGAACAAUGCUUGCUUGGAGUGAAUGAAGUUGACCUUCUUAAAAUUGGUAGAGAGAUGGAUUUGCCUGUUAUUGUGACAUCCGAGGAUGCUCAACCUAACAUUGUUCAACGGAGUUUGGAAAAUGGCGCCUGUGAUUAUCUGCUGAAGCCUAUCCCGAUGAGUGUUCUUAAGAUGGUGUGGAAAUAUAUGUUUUUCAAGAAAGACAAUAAUGUGUCCAGAGUGAAAAAUCAGCGGAUGUCUUGGACACCAGACUCUCAUGAAAAGUUUGUAGAAAGUGUGCAAAAACUGGGGGGCGCUGCUAGUAUGAGUCUUUUUCGUAAUCUUAUCUGCAUUAAUUUGUUGUUCUCACACUCUAGUCAUUUAUCUGCUCAUGUUCACUUUGUCCAUUGCUUUUAA